This is a messenger RNA of Gracilinanus agilis (Agile Gracile Mouse Opossum), 474 nucleotides long. RefSeq names its product mitogen-activated protein kinase kinase kinase 10-like. The annotation marks the transcript as partial. Lineage: Eukaryota; Metazoa; Chordata; Mammalia; Didelphimorphia; Didelphidae. The record is from RefSeq and is a predicted model, not a curated record. The transcript is spliced from 2 exons.
AGUGCUGGGACCCGGAACCCCACCAGAGGCCGGAUUUCGACAGCAUCCUGAGUCGCCUGGAGGCCAUCGAGCGCUCAGCCCUGUUCCAGAUGCCGCUCGAGUCCUUCCACUCCCUCCAGGAGGACUGGAAACAGGAGAUUCAACACAUGUUUGACGACCUUCGGACCAAAGAGAAGGAGCUCCGGAGCCGGGAGGAAGAGCUCCUGAGAGCGGCCCAGGAGCAGAAGUGGCAGGAGGAGCAGCUUCGGAGGCGGGAGCAGGAGCUGGCCGAGCGGGAGAUGGACAUCGUGGGCCGAGAGCUGCACCUGCUCAUGGACCAGCUGAGCCAGGAGAGGCCUCGCGUCAAGAAGCGGCGGGGCCACUUCAGGCGGAGCCGCCUCAAACUGAGGGACAGCAACAACAUCAGCCUGCCCUCAGGUAGCGGAUACCCCGGAGACCAGAGCCUGGCCGAGCCUGGAGGGGCCAGAACUGGGA